GUACAACAACGAGUGGAACAACUACCUCUGGAACAACAACUAGUGGAACAACAACAUCUGGAACGACAACUAGUGGCACCACAACAACUAGUGGAACAACUACUACCAGCGGUACAACAACCAGUAGUGGCACCACAACAACUAGUGGAACAACCACAACAAGUGGUACUACUACUACAUCCGGAACAACAACCACAAGUGGAACAACAGGAACGACUCCAUGUGACAAGCUUGAUCUGAUGAACACAAGUGAGAACCCAUCACCACCACCAACACCAUCCGCAGUCGGAAAUGAAGCCGGCGACCCUCUGUCGGAAAUACCUUUGGAUGAGACACCCUUUGUUGACUCAGUAAAGGUCACAUCGGAAACGAUCUUCACUUCUGUGCCCUCUGAGGAAACCACCAACCCUCAGGUGACUGAGUUCCCUGUCAAAUCUUCGACUGAUGAGAUUAUCUUGGUGACUAAAGAGAUACCUGAUGGCUACACAGUCAAUGGGACACCAGUUGAUACCUCUAGCAGUACCCCAGGCACCAUUAAAAACGUGUAUCUCACUACUGUGCCAGUUACACCAAGUACAAAUCCAGUGACAGUAACCACUCCAGCUGGAAAAGACAAACCUGAAGUCUUCCAAAAGAUUGUGGGCACUGUCGACCCAAGUGAUUCUUCUCUUUAUGAAGUUCCCGUCAAUGGUCCAGUAUCAGCCAUUCUUGUGCCAGCAACUGCUAGUGUAACUGAAAUUGUCAUAUGCCAGCACGAAACAACAGGUACAACAACGAGUGGAACAACUACCUCUGGAACAACAACUAGUGGAACAACAACAUCUGGAACGACAACUAGUGGCACCACAACAACUAGUGGAACAACUACUACCAGCGGUACAACAACCAGUAGUGGCACCACAACAACUAGUGGAACAACCACAACAAGUGGUACUACUACUACAUCCGGAACAACAACCACAAGUGGAACAACAGGAACGACUCCAUGUGACAAGCUUGAUCUGAUGAACACAAGUGAGAACCCAUCACCACCACCAACACCAUCCGCAGUCGGAAAUGAAGCCGGCGACCCUCUGUCGGAAAUACCUUUGGAUGAGACACCCUUUGUUGACUCAGUAAAGGUCACAUCGGAAACGAUCUUCACUUCUGUGCCCUCUGAGGAAACCACCAACCCUCAGGUGACUGAGUUCCCUGUCAAAUCUUCGACUGAUGAGAUUAUCUUGGUGACUAAAGAGAUACCUGAUGGCUACACAGUCAAUGGGACACCAGUUGAUACCUCUAGCAGUACCCCAGGCACCGUUAAAAACGUGUAUCUCACUACUGUGCCAGUUACACCAAGUACAAAUCCAGUGACAGUAACCACUCCAGCUGGAAAAGACAAACCUGAAGUCUUCCAAAAGAUUGUGGGCACUGUCGACCCAAGUGAUUCUUCUCUUUAUGAAGUUCCCGUCAAUGGUCCAGUAUCAGCCAUUCUUGUGCCAGCAACUGCUAGUGUAACUGAAAUUGUCAUAUGCCAGCACGAAACAACAGGUACAACAACAAGUGGAACAACUACAUCUGGAACAACAACUAGUGGCACCACAACAACUAGUGGAACAACUACUACCAGCGGUACAACAACCACUAGUGGCACCACAACAACUAGUGGAACAACCACAACAAGUGGUACUACUACUACAUCCGGAACAACAACCACAAGUGGAACAACAGUAGAAAGGUGCAAGGAAUUUAAUAUGAAUGGCACGAGUGACAACGCUCCGUUCGAGGUGCAGAAGUUUGUCGUCGGAAACAAGACGGUUCUGGAAGCGAUAUAUAGCCCUCCAGCCUUUGUGGAUAGGUACUACACAAGAGCACCACCAGGCACAGUACCCAACUUCUUUGAAGUUAUUACAUCGACGCAUGAUCCUGGUGUCAGUAGAAAGUUGACGUUUGAGGAUACCACCAAAGAUAAACAGACAAUCCUUGUGACGGUUCUGUCACUCGAGGAAGCAAAAGGCCUAACAUUCACUCAAGUGGGCACAAAUAAACUAAUCACGCCCAUUGCAAAAGAAUUGGGAGAAAACGCAUUUAGCAAGGAAACCGUCGUAUGUGCUUUCUUUAAUAAAGAAGACGUAGUCAAUGGGAUAAAGGUGCAAGGAAACUUCCAGCAGGCAACUUCGUUGAAAUAUUUUGCAGAGCUUGUUGAAAAUUCCGUGACCAUUAACAAGCUGAUCAAAGGCUACGUUGUUACCUUCAACGGUGUGAUCGACAACAUAGAGGACACUGUGGGUGUUUGUGAGGAAGAAACAACCGGAACUACAUCAGGAACUACUACCAGUGGCACAACAACAAGUGGAACAACAACCAGUGGCACAACAACAAGUGGAACAACAACCAGUGGAACAACAACCAGCGGAACAACAACCAGCGGAACAACAACCAGUGCCACCACGGGGCCGCCAACAUGCUGGGAACCAUGGGGAGAGUGGUCCGCCUGCGAUACUGGAUGUAAAUCUGUUACGGUUUCAAGGACCAGAAAUAGAAACUGUUCUGAUGACACCAGAUGUACCUGCACAGAGAGUAAAGUGCAGGAGUUGGCAUGUGAAUCGGACUGUUCUACACCUGUCUGUGGUGAAAACAUGAAAAUCAGCACUAACUGCAAUGAGACGUGCGAGACCUGUUAUGGAAUGCGAUUUUCCGCUGCCUGCUUGAGUUCAGGGGACUGUGUCAUUGGUGAAACAUGUGUCUGCGAGGAGGGCUACAAGAUGGAGGACGGCAAAUGCAUACCUAAAGAAGAGUGCGGAUGUUACGACAGUGAGGGGAAAAAAUACAACGAAAAUGAAGUUUACCCAUCACCAUCCGGAAGCCCAUGUGAAGAAUGCAAAUGUAACAAUGAGAAGAAAUUUGUCUGUGGACCUAAGGCUGCAUGCUGCGACUGGGCUGAAUGGACAUCGUGGGAUGAUUGCAAUCCAUCAUGCGGAGUGAAUGCAACAAAAUCGAGGACAAGGGUGUCACAGAGCGCAGUUACGUGCGAUAAGCAGAACCCAGAGACAGAGACCGCCGAUUGCGUUGUACCACUAUGUCCCUGUGAUUAUCAGGGUGACAUCAUCAAAAGCGGCACUACUGUCGAUGAGGAGUGUUUCACUGUGAAAUGCGAAGACGGAAACGCCACCAAGGUUCCCAAAUCACCAAUUGAUGGUACGUAUAAGGAGUGGGCCGAAUGGUCAACCAUCACUUGUAAUGGAAAGAUGUGCAGGGACAGGAACAUGACAAGACAAAGAGAGUGCGAUGGCCCUAAAUGCGACGGCAAGGAAUGUGAAAACGGCCCCAGAGAAGUGGAGACAGAACCUUGUGGAACUGCCGAAUGCUGCGAUCCUGUAUGGACUGCUUGGACAUCUUGCAGUAAGGACUGCAUCAAGGAUGGUGAAGCUUCAGGUAUCAGGACAAGGAACUUCACAAUCGCAAAUCCCGACGACAAGAGCUGUCAAAUUACUGAGCAGACCCAAGAACCUUGCGGAGAACCCUGCUAUUGCAACAAGUAUAUAUGGAGCGAAUGGACAACAUGUGAAGGCACAUGUGGACUUCAGAAUGUCACAAGAACACGUGAUACACAAAAUGAUGUGAGGUGCGAACACUUGGAUAAAUUGGAGACCCGUGAUUGCUACGAGGAACCAUGCAUAUGCGACAAAGCCAACGAAGAGUAUAGUAACUACACCUACUGCCAAAUGACUUGUGAAGACAGGAGCCCGAGGGACAACUGCGAGUCCCCUCCAAAACCUGGUUGUAUGUGCACCAACAACACCAUGAGGCGUGGUGCAGAUUGCGUCACGAUCGAGGAAUGUCUAGACUGUGUGUAUAAUGGCAAAAUUUAUAAGAACGGAGAAAGCAUCACAGAUCCAGCCGAUAACUGUACCAAGUUCAUCUGUGAAGAAGGCGAGCCAAUGCCUACUGAUAACUGUGUAAAGUCAUGCAAUUCCGACACCGAAGAUAUGAUUCUUGCUCCCGAAGGUUCUUGCUGCAAGUAUGAAUGCAGAAAGAAGACAUGUCAACCCUCUCCUGAAAAGGUCACGAUUGGCGUUCAGGGCUGUGUCGACAGCUUUGAGGUAGAGCAGUACUCCUGCAAAGGUGACUGCGGUCCUAGUACUGUCACCUUCGACGUGACUAAUAAUAACGCCAUGGUGAAGGAGUGCAGAUGUUGCAUCCCUGUCGAGACGUCACUCAAGAACUACACCGUCACCUGCACUGACUCUUCUUCCCGUACCAUCAGCAUCAGGGAAAUCACCAGCUGCUCUUGUAACAUGUGCAUGUAAAGCAGAGGUAACCAGUCUAGGAAUAUGUUGAAACAAAGACUGCAGUGCUCGCUAUACAGCGCCAGCAUUAUUAAUUUAUCUAUGUAUUUUUGAAUUGUAAUUUGAAAAGUGAAUAAAAUAUGCAUAAUUAUAUAAA
Messenger RNA from Haliotis rubra (blacklip abalone), 4425 nucleotides. Its product is annotated as mucin-5AC-like. Lineage: Eukaryota; Metazoa; Mollusca; Gastropoda; Lepetellida; Haliotidae. The transcript is spliced from 28 exons. The record is from RefSeq and is a predicted model, not a curated record. The annotation marks the transcript as partial.